AUGGCGUCCAGCGAUCCGGCGCAGAAGCCGCACGCGGUGUGCGUCCCGUACCCGGCGCAGGGCCACAUCACGCCCAUGCUCAAGGUGGCCAAGCUGCUGCACGCCCGGGGCUUCCACGUCACCUUCGUCCUCACCGAGUUCAACUACGCGCGCCUCCUCCGAUCGCGCGGCCAGGCCGUGUUUGAUGCCUGCCCCGGCUUCGACUUCACCGCCAUCCCCGAUGGCCUCCCGCCGUCCGACCCCGACGCCACCCAGGACAUCCCCGCGCUCUGCCGCUCCACCAUGACCACCUGCCUUCCCCACCUCAACGCCAUCCUGGCCCGCCUCAACGGCCCCGCCUCCGGCGUGCCGCCGGUGACGUGCGUCCUUUGUGAUGGCGUCAUGUCCUUCGCCUACGACGCCGCCAGGGAGAUCGGCGUGCCGUGCGCCGGGCUCUGGACGGCCAGCGCAUGCGGCUUCAUGGCGUACAACCACUACAAGCAACUUGUCGAGGACGGGCUCGUGCCGCUCAAGGACGAGGCACAGCUCACGGACGGGUACCUGGACACGGUCGUCGACGGCGUGCCGGGCCUGUGCGACGGCUUCCAGCUGCGUGACUUCCCGAACUUCAUCCGGACGACGGACCGCGAUGACAUCCUGCUAAAUUUCCUCAUCCGUGAGUCUGGCCGCAUGUCGCUUCCCGACGCCGUCAUCAUCAACUCCUUCGACGACCUCGAGAAGCCGGCGCUCGACGCCAUGCGAGCCAUCCUCCCGCCCGUCUACACCCUCGGCCCGCUCCUCCUCCACGUCCGCCGGCUCGUCCCCGCGGGCUCCCCUCUCGACGUCGGCGUCAGGUCCAACCUGUGGAAGGAGCAGGACGGCCUCAUCGAGUGGCUCGACGCCCGGCCACCGCGCUCCGUCGUAUACGUGAACUACGGCAGCAUCACCGUGAUGACGAACGAGCAGCUGCUGGAGUUCGCGUGGGGGCUGGCCAACAGCGGCUACCCCUUCCUGUGGAACGUCCGGCCCGACCUCGUCAAGGGCGACGCGGCGGUGCUCCCGCCGGAGUUCCAGGCCGCCAUCGAGGGCCGCGGCCUUCUCACGACAUGGUGCCCCCAGGAGGUUGUGAUCGAGCAUGAGGCCGUGGGCGUGUUCCUCACGCACUCCGGGUGGAACUCGACGCUGGAGAGCCUCUGCGCCGGCGUGCCGAUGCUGAGCUGGCCCUUCUUCGCCGAGCAGCAGACCAACUGCCGGUACAAGCGCACCGAGUGGGGCGUGGGGAUGGAGAUCGGCGGCGAGGUGCGGCGGGCGGAGGUGGCGGCGAUGAUACGGGAGGCCAUGGAGGGCGAGAAGGGGGAGGAGAUGCGCCACCGCGCCGCGGAGUGGAAGCAGAAGGCCGCGCAGGCGACCCUGCCAGGUGGCCCCUCAGAGACCAAUCUGGACGGAUUAAUUCAUGUGCUGCAAGGCAAGACGGGUCAAGCCGGAAAGAACAAGGUUCCCUUUGGCCUUAGGAACAUGAAGGUGAUAUUUCAACUGGAGAUUUGUAACAGGGGAGGAGCAUGA
Triticum turgidum subsp. durum (durum wheat) is the source of this 1542-nucleotide messenger RNA. The record is from the annotation of a GenBank genome assembly. NCBI's taxonomy places the organism in Eukaryota, Viridiplantae, Streptophyta, Magnoliopsida, Poales, Poaceae.